AUGCACCCAAACAUAUUCACGGCCACUGCAAAACAUGUCACGAAGCUAACAGACAAGGCUAAGGCAGCAAUCAAAGACAGGCUCAAAGCUGUUGGCCCAUCCAAGAAGCAGAAGGCAGAUCCCAAGAGUGCGAGUGUCGCCUUGAACCACCCGAAGAAGACAAAACAAAACCCUCCCACUGGUACACCUGAAGAUUCACCAAGCUCCAAGGAUUUGACAUCUCCACCCAACGUGGGAACAGCCCCGGAACCUGGCAAGAGCUGUUGUGCUGUUGUUUGGACUGAGGAAGAGGAAGCAGCACUAUAUGACGAUGACAUUGUUGCUGAUGAGAGCGAACACAACGAGUUGCACAACCCAAGUCCGAGUCCAAGUCCAGCUCCAGAGAGUGCUGAGGACAAGCAAAAACGGCUCAUGAAGGAAUGGGGUAUCACCUGUUUAUGCAUUUUUUGA
Molecule: messenger RNA, 450 nt
Organism: Suillus plorans
Lineage: Eukaryota; Fungi; Basidiomycota; Agaricomycetes; Boletales; Suillaceae
Exons: 2
Coding region: 1-450 (149 amino acids)
Source: RefSeq, a predicted model, not a curated record